Aspergillus ruber CBS 135680 is the source of this 891-nucleotide messenger RNA. Its product is annotated as putative NADH-ubiquinone oxidoreductase 21 kDa subunit. NCBI's taxonomy places the organism in Eukaryota, Fungi, Ascomycota, Eurotiomycetes, Eurotiales, Aspergillaceae. The transcript has 3 exons. The coding region runs from base 21 to 602 and encodes 193 amino acids. The record is from RefSeq and is a predicted model, not a curated record.
AGGUCAACGUCUCGCUCAUCAUGGCUCGCGAUAUCUUGAAAGCAGCCAAAACCGCCUCGAACGCCGUCGCCGUUCACAAGAAAUACACAGUCCAAUCCUACGGAAUUUGGGAACGUAUCCGUCGCCUAUUGUCCAUUGCGCCCGAGCGAUCCACCGGUAUCCCAUUGAAUGCUCAUUAUCGUCUUCCUACGCCUGGAGGUCUUUCACCUCUAACUUACGAUGACCCCGUGACUGCGCCAGCCGGUGACAUUGCCGACAACCCCUACUGGAAACGAGACGCCCGAAGGAACUAUCCCAGGCUCAGCACUGUGAAUCAAGCAGAUGCCGUGGGUCUGCUUACCGUUGGAAGCCAGGCUGCGCCAAAAGAUGACGUCUUGCAGAUUGGAGAAGCAGGGCAAAAACAACUGGUUUCUGUCAAGCAGGAAGGCGAACAGCGUGGUUUGGCUGCUCAUUUUGAGAAAGACAAGAAGGGCAUUAAGGACGUUCUUGGCCCUAAUGGCCUGCCGCCGACGCCUUGUAAUCUGAAUGCAUCGGCAACAAAGUACCAGCUGGACCACGACAAUGGCUACCCUGAAGUGUAUCCCUGCCGCACAUUCGUUUAAUUGUGCCAUAGACUUUUCCUACAAUGGAUACCAUUUAUUUCUUUUUUUUUUUUUUUUUUCAACGAAUACAGCACUAUACCACUGUAGAUUUUUACCUAUAUAUUUUACUUAGGGCUAGAGGCAACAACAUGCUAUCAGCAUGCAUAUGAGAAAUGAAAAGGUGAAAAAUAGAUAGAUACUAAAAUAGAGAGAACGAGCGAGAGAACCUAAUGGUAGUGACCGAGUUAUAUAGAUUUCUUUCUUUCCUUUGCGUGGCCCCAAGAUACGUGCACGAUAGAUAAUUGCAUAU